AUGGCUGCCCGUGGCCGACGCACCAAGGUGCUCCCUUCUGAGCUGAACAAGGUGUGCCCUGAGAGAGGAGACUCCACCAUGCACCCCAGGACGAUGAGUGACUUCGAGGUGGUCCCCAACCUCCAGCAGAGCAGCAGCAGCAUCUCGAAGAGCAGGCGCAAGGCACAUUUCCCCACUGGCAGCCACGAGAAGGAAAAUCUCAUCUCUUGGAUCCCUGAAAACAUCCGGAAGAAGGAAUGCACCUACUUUGUUGAAAGCUCCCAGAUGUCAGAUUCUGGGAGGAUCGUGUGUGAGUGUGGCUACCUCAGGGAACAGCACCUGGAAGAUGCAGUCAAACCUCCCAUCUUCCUGGGGAAAGAGCGGGACCCCAGCAGGCACAUCCAGGAGAUGCCAACAGAUGCUUUUGGAGAUAUCCACUUCGCAGGCCUGGGACAGAAGAUGGGGAAGUACGUGCGUGUCUCCUCGGACACCCCUCCACGAGUCAUCUACCACCUCAUGACCCAGCACUGGGGCCUGGAUGCACCCAACCUGCUCAUCUCAGUCACUGGGGGAGCCAAAAACUUCGUCAUGAAGCCAAGGCUGAAGAACAUCUUCCGGCAAGGGCUAGUCAAAGUGGCCCAAACCACUGGAGCCUGGAUCAUCACAGGGGGGUCCCACGCUGGGGUGAUGAAGCAGGUGGGAGAGGCAGUGAGAGACUUCAUCCUGAGCUGCAGCCACAAGGAAAGCGAGAUUGUCACCAUUGGCAUCGCCACCUGGGGGACCGUGUACAACAGGGAGAGCCUCAUCUGCCCCAUGGGUGGCUUUCCAGCUGAGUAUGUACUGGAUGAGGAGAACCAAGGCAGCCUGUCAUGCCUGGACAGCAACCACUCCCACUUCAUCCUGGUGGACAAUGGGACCCAUGGGAGGUACGGAGUGGAAAUCGCCCUGAGAACCAGGCUGGAGAAGUUCAUCUCGGAGCAGACCAAGGUGAAAGGAGGCGUGGCCAUCAAGAUCCCCAUCGUGUGCGUGGUGCUGGAAGGAGGCCCUGGGACACUGGAUACCAUCUACAACGCCAUCAACCACGGGACCCCCUGUGUGAUCGUGGAAGGCUCUGGGCGUGUGGCUGAUGUCAUUGCACAGGUGGCCAGCCUGCCUGUGCCCCAGAUAACCGUUGCCUUGAUCCAGAAGAAGCUGAGCAUGUUCUUCCAUGACACCUAUGAGCUCUUCACUGAGGGCAAGCUGGUGGAGUGGACCAAGAAGAUCCAAGACAUAGUGAGGAGCCGGCAGCUCCUGACUAUUUUCAGAGAGGGCAAAUAUGGCCAGCAGGACGUGGAUGUGGCCAUCCUCCAAGCCUUGUUCAAAGCAUCCCGAAACCAGGACCACUUUGGUCACGAGAACUGGGAUCACCAGCUGAAGUUAGCUGUGGCCUGGAACAGGGUGGACAUUGCUCGGAGUGAGAUCUUCACAGAUGACUACGAGUGGAAGCCCACAGAUCUCCACCCCGUGAUGGCAGCUGCCCUGAUCUCCAACAAGCCAGAAUUUGUGAAGCUGUUCUUGGAGCAGGGAGUGCGUCUCAAGGAGUUUGUCACCUGGGACACCCUGGUUUAUCUCUACGACAACAUGGCACCGUCCUGCCUGUUCCACAACAAGCUGCAGAAGGUCCUUCUGGAAGAGAUGGAGCACACGGGUGGCUCCAAAAUGCCAAGGGUCCAACUGCACCACGUCUCUCAGGUGCUGCGGGAGCUGCUGGGCUGCUCCACACAGCCCCUCUACCCCAAGCCCAAGCACACGGAGCGGCCCCGGCUCUCCAUCCCCGUGCCACACCUCAAGCUGAAC
This is a messenger RNA of Merops nubicus (carmine bee-eater), 1815 nucleotides long. It is a transcript of the gene TRPM2, whose product is annotated as transient receptor potential cation channel, subfamily M, member 2. Gene Ontology annotation, biological process: calcium ion transmembrane transport. Gene Ontology annotation, molecular function: ligand-gated calcium channel activity. The annotation marks the transcript as partial. The record is from RefSeq and is a predicted model, not a curated record. The transcript has 11 exons. NCBI's taxonomy places the organism in Eukaryota, Metazoa, Chordata, Aves, Coraciiformes, Meropidae.